UGCUGUUAAAGUGGGAGGGCAGAACGGCUCCGGACCCGGUGCGUGGAAAACUGGAAGGCCCCUCCCCGCAUAUUGUAGCCUACGCUGCGAUGGUGAGUAAUUUCAUUGUUUGAGGACAGAGACGCCCCGCUUGCAUCAACUGUGAUCAAACAGCCCGGACAGCGAGACCCUUUUUUCUCAUGGAAAUCAGACCCUGCCUCUCAGUCACACAUGGGCUUCAGAAGUGCUAAGAAGUUUAACAUCCAUCCAGGACUUGUAAUAUAGUACCGAACGUGUCAAGGAGACGCUGAGUACAACCUGAGCAGUGUACGAAAGGACUCCCUCACCAAGUUGUACGCUCAUCCGUAGCAGGAUAUAGCGAUAUAUGUAGACUAUUUCUAUAUAGCUCCUCGGUGAAGUAUAUGCUAUGUUGCCUACAGCAUAUGCACAGAGCUGUAGGCUACUUACUGUAUGGCGCGCUAUGAACGUUGGCUAGGGAGUUUGUUGUUCUUUUGAAAUGGCUAACCAUAUUAUUCGGUCUGUAUAUGAUCGUUUUCCAUCCGAUGUGUAGAAACUAUAUUCAUUAUUGUGCUGGUAUCGCAUAGUUUGGUAGUUUGGUUUUUUAAAAUGCUGGAUUUGGCUAUAAGUAUUGUUUACUGUGCGCUUCUCUAUUCGAUCUCGGCGCGCGCAACUGGGUGCCCUCUUCGUUGCGAAUGCUCUGAAGCCGCACACACGGUGAAGUGUGUUUCCAAAGACUUGCGCAGUGUCCCGUCUGGGAUACCGGGGUACACGAGGAAUCUGUUUAUAACGGGAAACCAGAUCAGCAGAAUUGGACCGGAAUCGUUCAAAGGGCUAGACAAUAUCACCACGUUAUCAUUGAGUAACAACAGGAUAACAGAGGUAGAGUCACAGACAUUCUCUGGGCUGCGCUCCCUCCGUACCCUGGACCUGAGCUCCAACCAGCUGUCAGUCAUCCACCCAGAGGCUUUCACUGUCCCGGGCUACACCCUGAGGGAGCUCAAUCUCAGCCGAGUCCUCUACAACCACUCUGCUGUCACAGACCUCGCCAGCAGCCUCCGCUGGUCCACCCUGGGCCAGCUCCGGACCCUGGACCUGUCAGGGAACAGGCUGAUCUACCUGCCCCUUAACACCUUCUCCUAUCUGGGCUCCGUGCGGAGGCUGGUCCUGGCCAACAACUCCCUGGUGGCCAUUCACAAUGGCACCUUUUCUGGGCUGAGCUCUCUGGAGCAGCUGGAUCUGACCCUCAACGCUCUCCGGACCAUCCAGGAGGAAGGUCUGGCUGAACUGGACACCCUUCCCCCUGGCACGAGGCUCCUUUUAGGGGAGAACCCCUGGACCUGCAUGUGUGGCAUGGAGCCCUUCGCUGCCUGGCUCAACGCCUCGCGGGGACGGGUGGAAGACGCGGAGGUCUUGGCUUGUGCCUUCCCCCCAGACAUGAGGAACACCCCCCUGCUGAGGGUGGCAGCGGCGGGACCGGCCGGGGCGGGCGGGCACGGGGCGGUGCUGGGCUGCCCUCGGGUGGGGGAGGGGGCGGACCUGGCGCUCCAGACGUCCUACGUGUUCCUUGGGAUCGUCCUGGGCUUCGUGGGGCUCGUCUUCCUCUUUGUCCUCUAUCUCAACCGCCGGGGCAUCAAGCAGAGGAUCAACGGCAUGCGGGAGGCUUGCACCGAGGUGUGGGAGGGCUACCACUACCGCUACGAGCUCGACUCAGACCCCCGGCUCUCGCAGGUCUCCACCACUGCAGACAUUUAAUGAGAGGAGAGUCUUUCGUGUCUAUCAAACAUUUUAUCUCAUUUUCUAUUGCAUUUAUAUGUAGAGAAGAAAUGUAAAAAACUGUAUAUACAUUGCCUGUAAAUAUAUACAUAGCCUACAGUAUGUGACUGAGUAUUGUUACUGUAUUCCCAGUAGCUUGGUCCGUGAUUAGAGCAUGAGCCUGUAGUACUCUACCCACUCAGCCAGUCUUUCCUUUGUCCACACAUGGUCUUAGACUGGGGAUUAAUCAGGGUAACAAACAGGCAUGGACUAUGAAAGUGAACUAAUUCACUGUUCUACUUUGAUUGCCCCCUCUUAAAAAAAAAGUAGUGCUUCUCUGUGUAUGUGUCUGUCAGACUGAAACUACAGUUGAACGGUGUCAUUUAUGUAUGUUUUCGUUCUCGGAACUGAGGCUACGUCUAUGAAUGAAUAUGCUUUAUUCGUGAAGCUGAAGUAAUAAAAACGUCAGGACUUCUUA
Molecule: messenger RNA, 2230 nt
Organism: Esox lucius (northern pike)
Lineage: Eukaryota; Metazoa; Chordata; Actinopteri; Esociformes; Esocidae
Gene: tpbg1b
Product: trophoblast glycoprotein a
Exons: 2
Coding region: 607-1752 (381 amino acids)
Biological process (GO): negative regulation of canonical Wnt signaling pathway
Cellular component (GO): plasma membrane
Molecular function (GO): protein binding
Source: RefSeq, a predicted model, not a curated record